CAGGCAAAAUAUUAUUGGACUGUGAAUGGGACAGAAAUUGUUUCGGAUGAUCGAGUAGUUGCAUUUGACAAAGAUACCGGGACACUUACAACAGGGCCUCUAUUUGGUGAAUUACACACAGGAGAUUAUCAAUGUUUUGCCACCAAUCAAUAUGGUACCGCUAUGACACCAAUCCUGAAAAUCAUAGCCACAGUUGCCAAUGCGUUCAAAGGAACAGGGGUGUCAACAACAGAUUUAGAGGUGGAUGUUUCAAAAUACUUCAAAUUAGAAUGUAAAGAUGUUCCAUAUAGUGUUCCCCAGUGGCAGUUUGGCUGGCAGAAAAGUGUUGUACAGGAUGGAAAAUUGGUAGCAAACUACGUAAGAAUAACAGAAAGAUUUGCUAUUGAUAAAAAAGGAAAUCUUCAUUUUCUAUGGGCUGAGAAGACAGACAAUGGUUACAUCUAUGGGUGUACUACAGUCAACAUGGUUUCACUCAUAGAAGUUAGUAAUACACAGACAAUCCGACUUACUGUGAAUGAUGGUGAACUGGGUGAUCGUCAGCCAGAGUUGAAAUAUCAUGAAGAUGUACAGGUGCUUGCCGGGGAUGAUGCUGAACUUAUGUGUAUAUUUACAUACUAUUCUAUCGUUGGAGAUAAACUGACAAUAAAUUGGUUUAGAAAUGGCGUGAAUGUAGGAAAAGGAUACACACUCAAUUUAGAUAAUGUUUUGUUACCUGAUGAUAAACAGAAUCAGGAGGGUGAAUACAUGUGCGAGGCCAAGCUCGGUAGUGGUAGUCCAGUUUAUGGAAGAGUUAACCUGAAGAUAGUUGCUCCUCCAAUAUUUGUAAAGGCCCCAGAAACAAAAUCAGUGCCAAUUGGAAAUGACGCUGUAUUCAAUUGCGAGGCAACAUCACAUAAUUCGUACAGUGACCCCCCUGUCUGGUUUGUUAAUGCUGUACCUCUUAUAGGCUGCCAUGUUCGACAUUUUGAAUGUUCUGAACUUAAAAAUGGUAGAUCUCAAUGUAUAAAGGAGGAUCUGGUUUGUGACAAUGCCCCAGAUUGUUCUGAUGGAAGUGACGAAAGCAAUUGUCCAGGAUCUUGUCGCGAGGGUCAUUCCUGGUGUAAUGGCAAAUGUGAAAGUGCCGAUCAUGAGUGCAAGGACAUUGAUUGCGAAUAUCCAGGAUUCCUUUGUAAGACUAAGAAUGCUUGCUUGAGAAAAGAUCAAGUUUGCAACGGCUAUAAUGACUGCGCUGAUGGGUCUGAUGAACAUGCUUGCCCUGAUGGUGCAGAGAUUCAACGGCAAAGAUGGCAAAUGCCUUCAGAUAGAAAAAGACUUGUCUUACCUAAUGUUACAGUGGAUGAUACACUGUGUGUGCAGUGUCUGGUACGAAAUGAGUAUGGAUCAACAAUUGGUGAUGCAUGUAUGACUGUUAUAGAUAAGAUCGUCGUAAUAAAGGGUCCCAAUUCUACAUACGAUGUGGAACCAGGUAUGUCUGUGUUAAUUGAAGUUCAGGCAACCACAGAUAAAUUGUUCCUGAAUCAGAUGAAGUUUAAGUGGCAGUGGUAUGAGGAACAAAUGGACGAUGAAACGGGAAUCGCUGUUACAAGACCGGUGAUUCUGCCACCAAAGUCGUCACUCGGCAGAUACAUCCGUAUAUCACAGAAUGGUAAGAGCGCGGCAAUCCAGUUCCCGGAUGUGCAUUGUGAUGACCAGGAUUCGUACAAUGCAUACAAUGCUCUCAAAGACCGAUUAUACACUCUCAUAAUAGAACACCAGUAUGACCGAGUAGAACUCAACUUCACUAUUAACGGCAUCAAUAUCGGUAGGUUUUCUUUAUUCUUUGUAGCUCGUGUUCCUGAAAUUGAAGAAUGGUUAAGAAAUUUAGUGUUCAUUACACUGAUCCUCGUAAUUGCGGCCGUCAUCGUGGUCAGUCUGUUUAUGGUGUUUUGUAAAAACAGAAACAGAAAAUGUCCUUGCAUGGUGCACAGGAAUGAACAUCAGGCUGGUUUUGACCAAGCACUGGAAUUAAAUGACCGUGGAAUUCAUGAUAAUGAAGGACGUGAUGAUUCUGAUGACGACAAUCUCCACUCAGAGGAAGCCAAACUGCACAAAGCUGACGAUGAUGCGACGGAGUCUGGAAGGGAAGUUGAUGGUAUAAACCUCCGUCGAGGAGGGGAAGUUGAUGGUAUAAACCUCCGUCGUGGAGGGGAAGUUGAUGGUAUAAACCUCCGUCGUGGAGGGCAAGUUGACGGUAGAAACCUCCGUCGUGGAGGGGAAGUUGAUGGUAGAAUAUAACGUCAUGGAGGGUAACUGGUGGUAGAAAGUUCGGUCGUUGAGGGGAAGUUGCUGGUAAAAAAUUUAAGGAGCAUCUUAAAUCGGUAAAUAGAGCGCCAAAAAGUUUAUACUGCACAAAAAAGUCACCGCGUAAUGUCCUUUUUGAUAUUUAAAGAUCCCGUAACACAAUGUUUUACUGUUUUAUUUCAUAAAUAUGAUGUUCAAAGUAAGAUGUGUCAAUAUUGUAAGUUCCAAUAAGCAUUAUUUGUAAAGAUAUUACCGAAUUUACCAUUUCAUGUAAAUAAAGGGAGGUAAUUAAAAAUUCAUUUUCUAUAAAUUCAAAGUUAAAUUUUCCAUUAAGAAAUGAAUGCAUAUAAGUUAUUGAUUACUUAUUGAUUACUUAUAAUGUACACAAAUAUUUGCAGUACAUAUUUUACAUAUUAUUCGAUGUUUGAAACCUAUUUUAAUAAUAUACAUAUAUUAUUUCCUGUAAAAGUGGUAUACACACAGGUACCAUAUCAAUUACAAAACAUACAGGAUCUUUAAAUGUUUUUCACAAAAAUAACAAAAGAAAAAAGAAAAUGAGAAAGAGACUGAAAGAGUAAAUUGUGCAGUAAAUAGUUAACAAGUGAAAAUAAUAUUGAAAUGAAAAUGAAAAAAAGUAUUAAGUAUUAUAAUGUAUAAAAAAUAUUAUCACGAAACUUUUAUUUUCAAAUAAUUUAUUGACAGUAUAGAUUUUGUCCUAUUUUGUUAAAGGGACUCCACUGAGGUUUAAAAGGCUUAAAAACAUAACAUUUAAAUUUCUUACAUAAAUGAGAUAGGGCACUUUAAACAGAAAUAUAUGCAAAGAUAGUUAAGAAAUAUACUUUGAAAUAAAUUGAAAAUCGUAUUUUUAUGCUUUUCUAAGCCCGAUUUGAGUGAAAAGCGUUUAAACACUUUUCAUUUUGGGUUAUCUUCUUUACAAUGUGAAUAAUUAUUCUGGAAAAACGAAGUGCGCGAAUAAGAUAAGUUGUCUAAACCUACAUCAAAUGUUACAUUUAUCAGGAAAAAGUAUGUUCAGUCCCAUCAUGUCAAAAUACCUCAAUGGAAACCCUUUAAGAAAGGUACAAACAUAGGGUAACCAUAAUCAUUAAUCAUCAUCAUUGUUAAUCGAUUACUUUUUUUAUAAGUCGUGCAUUAAUCAUUGAUCACUGAUGCUUUUUUGAUUACUUUAAUCAUAAUCUAACUGAUUACUGUCACAAAAAAGUCUGUCAUUUUAUGAUUACUUUUAUAUUACUUUGACCAAAACUGGUCAUUCUCUAAUGAUGACACAUUUAUUACCCUGUAUUAUUGACAUUUUCACACCAAGUAGAUGCCCCCUACUUGUGUAAAAGGUAUUGCCAUAGGGGUAAUAGAUAUUUUAUUAUAGAAAUAUUUAGGGACUGUCUUCUGAAAGGAGCUGUAGUAAUAUAUUGUCCAACAAGAUUGACUUGGCACUCUUGCACUUGAUCCUAUAGUUUGCAAAGUCUGUAAAUGUUACGAUCUACUUGUAAAUCGAUGUGAAUGUAUAUAAGCAGAUGUUAAAUGGUCUAAAUCAAUGACCUCUCUUAAGUAGCGCAGUCGGUAAACCAGUCACCUCAAGAAUAUAUUCAUAAACUCGUAGGUUCAACCACUUUCAUUUCAUUUUAGUUUAAUAUUAAAGUUGCCAUUCUUAAAACUCGUGCAAACCGUUUUUGUGUAUACUAUCUGUGUAGUAUUUUUAAUUACUGCAAAUAUAGAGUGUAUGCGCUAAAAGAUAUACAUGUACAUGUAUAUACAAAUGCAUAAUGUCACAAAGAAAAUUGUUGAAAAAUAUACGUUCUAGAAAAAAAAACAUGAGGUUGUCUGUACAUCUGAGAAGUUACGGAAACAACCCUGUUAAUACAAUUUUAGGAAACAUAUUCCUCAACAGGAUAGUAUAGGCAGAACGACUGACUCUGCUAGUGGUUCAUUGAUUUGUAUUAUUAACGCUCUGUACUUCAUGUAAUGACAUAACAUAUAUAAUUGUAUAAAACUGAAUUUGUAUGCUAUAUUCUUUCUAAAAUAUAUUGAAUAUUGUGUAAUAUACUGACUUUGUGUGUGUCAAGUCGGUAAGUUUAAAUAUAUGUAUAUUUUUUAUUUUUACAAACAAAAUAAUUAAUUAGGAAAAGUAGGAAAUUCCUGUCAUAAAACGGUCUCUGGCAGUAACUAGAGAAUACCAAAAUUAAAUAUAGCAUAUCAUUAGUGAAAAGUCCUUAUUCUUUUUAGAAUUAUUCAAAACUAUAAAUAUAUAAUAGAUCUUAAGUUGAUUCACUUGAAGUGUGUUUUCUGCGUUGCAGAAUAUAUCGAAAUAUCCUCCUUAACUUAUGAAACAGAAAACAAACCAAAAUUCAGUUGAUUGAAAUUGGUUACAUGAAGAUUGCUAUAUCAAAUAGGGAACACGGAGAUGAUGCAAAAAUUAAGUUGUUUCAAAUAUGAAUACAAAUUUUAUUUUAGGACAUAAUUGGUUAACAAAAAUUGGUGUUACAUUAUUUUUGAUUAAGCUGCUUGCGAGUUAAUAAUACAUAUAUACAACUCUAAGAAAAUAAUCACAUCACAUCAAUUGUAAGAUUAAAACAAGAUGUUAUACUUAAACCCCAGACAGUAAAUGUAUGUAAUGCUAAGUUUAAACAAAACAGAUUUGGAAAAAAGAUAAACUAUGUGAUAUAAUUUCAUUAUUUACAAGAACCAACACCGAGCGGGGGCAACUGUUCUGCCGUGAAAAUAUAUAUAUUAUUAUGGAAACACAGAUACUAUGAAUUUAUUUUUAAUAAUUGAAAUAUUAUUCAGUUUAAAUUGUUGUAAUAAAACAUUAAAAAGGUAUUCUUAAGGAUUUUCAUCAGGCACUGUCAUUGAAUGAAUCUUUUUUUUUAUCUGCCCACACCCCCACCCAGCCACUCCCCCGAGGAUAUACCAUGUGAUAUGGACACAUUAUGUACAAAUUAUACAGAAACCUAGAAAUACAGAGCGUGUUUAAAUACAAUGAAUUAUAUCUCCAAUAUUAUAUUUUGAUUGGGAUGAUUUUAGAAUGCUUAAUGAAUUAACUGACAAAUCGAAAUUGUGUCAAGUCAAACAAAUCGUCAAGAUUAUCUUACUUUCAAGGUAAAAUUUAGGAAGAAAUUUGGAAUAAGUCUAUUUUAUUCAUUUCCAUAUUCAUCUUAAAAAUCUGCUUAUUCCAUUACAAGUAAUCAGUUGCUCAACAUGUUCUAGUUGACAUCUCUUUUCCAUAGAAUAUUAUUUUCUCUAACAUGUUUAUAAUAUUUUAUGGUAAAUUGUGUUAUAUUAUGUUUUAUGUGAUACAUAAUUUUAUGUUACAUAUUUAUAUUUGAUAAAAAUAACAUUGUUAAGAGACUUCACUUGAUAAUACCGCUGGCCUUGUGGUUUUGGAUCGGGAGGUCGAAGGUUCGAGCCCAACGGGGAGCGUUAAUAGAAGGAUGAAUGUUUCUCGUGGGACUCGUUCCGAAAUGGCCGCUUCGUGAGCUUCGUGAGCGGCGAGGUAGUUAAAAUGAAUGGUUACCGAGUUCUAUCCGCCUGGUGCCUGGUGUAGUGGUAGGAGUAAUGGAGGUACAUGGUAUGCAAGCAUAAGGUGUUUUAUAAGUCAGAAAUGGCUGGCCCUUUCAGUAAAGGUGACACAAUAAUAAACAACACAUUUUACCUUUUAUGUGAGUAGUUACUGUUUUAGACAUUUGCUACUUUCAUUUUUUUCUUACUAUGUUUUUUGCUAACUGUAUAGGGGUAAAGUGUUUUAGAAGGAAAGGUAGUGUUCUAACAUGAAAAUAUAGAUGUUAUAAUGGAAAUACAAUGUAUAGAUAUUAUAAAUAUAUUUUUCAUUAUUGAAAUAUAAUUCAGUUUAAAUAGUUGUAAGAAAACAUUAAAAAGGUAUUCUUAAAAUUGUUUAUCAGAUAGUGUUAUUGAAUGAAUUAUUGUUUUUUUAUCUGCCCGAGGAUAUAUUAUGAGAUGUGGACACAUUAUGUACAAAUUAUAAGACAAAUAAAUGUCAACAAAAUAUUUGAAACAAUAAA
Messenger RNA from Ruditapes philippinarum (Manila clam), 6311 nucleotides. RefSeq lists its product as uncharacterized. Lineage: Eukaryota; Metazoa; Mollusca; Bivalvia; Venerida; Veneridae. Gene Ontology annotation, molecular function: protein binding. The record is from RefSeq and is a predicted model, not a curated record. The coding region runs from base 163 to 2274 and encodes 703 amino acids. Gene Ontology annotation, cellular component: plasma membrane. The transcript has 16 exons.